ACCGUUUGGACAGCAAUUGCAAUUUAGGUUUAAACCUCAAAGUUCGUCCGUCCUCCUCCGCCCGCACCCCCCUGCUAAAACCCUAGUUCUGUUACUAGGGUUCUCUCUCUCUCUCUCUCUCUCUCCCUCUCUCUGUAAGACUAGACAGCCAAAGACGAUGAUGAAUGUUAUGCUGAGGAAGGCACCGUCGAUAGCGUCGAAGCGGACGUUGGCAGCCUUAUCUUCCAUUGAAGCACUUUAUCAUCAUCAGCCUCAUCAUCGUUAUCUGUUGUCGACGGACAUUGCCUUUCUACGAAAUGACGGUUUCGGUGGUCAAACGGGGUUCACGGCACCCAGGAGGGUGGGGUUUGGCAGCAUCGGAGGAGUGAGGGAUUUCCACUGGAAAUCUGGACCGUUGAAUUUCAGGGCGUCGUCCCUGUUGCAGGCAGAGUUCGCCGUGGCUGAUUAUUCCGACGAGGAGAAGUCGUCGAAAGCAAGUGAUCAGGGUCUUGAAAUUUCCCAGCUUGGGAUUUCUCAGGAUAUCGUUUCUGCCUUGGCGAAGAAGGGUAUUACCAAGCUCUUCCCCAUUCAGAAAGCUGUGCUGGAACCUGCAAUGCAGGGGCGGGACAUGAUUGGCCGUGCUAGGACAGGGACAGGGAAGACUCUUGCUUUUGGAAUUCCCAUCAUGGAUAAAAUUAUUCAGUACAAUGCUAAGCACGGGCUUGGAAGGUAUCCUUUGGCCUUGAUUAUGGCCCCAACAAGGGAACUCGCUCGGCAAGUUGAGAAGGAAUUUUAUGAGUCUGCCCCCAAUUUGAGUACAAUUUGUAUUUAUGGUGGCACACCCAUCUCUCGCCAAAUGAGUCAGUUGGACUAUGGUGUUGAUGUGGUUGUUGGAACGCCUGGUCGCAUUAUUGACCUUGUUAAGAGGGGUGCUUUAAAUUUAUCAGAAGUUCAAUUUGUUGUUCUUGAUGAAGCUGAUCAGAUGCUUAAUGUGGGCUUUCAAGAGGAUGUUGAAGUAAUUCUAGACAAGUUACCGCAGAAUCGUCAGAGCAUGAUGUUCUCUGCAACAAUGCCAAAUUGGAUAAAAAAUCUUAGCAUGAGAUACUUAAAAAAUCCUUUGAUGAUUGACCUUGUGGGAGAUUCUGAUCAAAAGUUGGCUGAAGGAAUUUCCCUGUAUUCAAUUGCAUCAAACAUGCAUGGGAAGGCAUCAAUUAUUGUGCCUCUGAUAAAUGAGCAUGCAAAGGGAGGGAAGUGCAUUGUUUUCACUCAAACAAAGCGUGAUGCUGAUCGAUUGGCAUAUACGAUGGGAAGAAACUGUAAAUGUGAACCUCUGCAUGGGGAUAUCUCACAAAAUCAGAGGGAAAGAACACUUUCUGGUUUCCGGGAUGGGCGCUUUAAUAUUUUAGUGGCUACUGAUGUUGCUGCCCGUGGCCUUGAUGUACCGAAUGUUGACUUGGUGAUACAUUAUGAACUUCCAAACUCUUCAGAACUUUUUGUUCAUCGGUCUGGCCGAACAGGACGUGCUGGGAAGAGGGGAAGUGCAGUUCUUAUUUACACAGAUGAUCAAGCUAGGGCAGUGAGGAACAUAGAACGAGAAGUGGGAUGCAAAUUCAAGGAGCUCCCUAGGAUUUCUGUUGAAGGAGGAGCCAGAGAUAUGUUUGAUGAAAUGGGGCCUGGGGCUGGGGUUGGUGGCCGCCGAUUUGACUCAUAUGGAAACAGGGGAAAUGGUCGUUUUGGUGAUUCAGGCUUUGGUCGUCCUGGUGGCUAUAGUGGUUCUGGAUUUGGUCGUUCUGGUGGAUAUGGAAGUACAUCACCUGGUCGAAUGGGUGGAUAUGGUGAGCCUGGCUCUGGUAAGAUGGGUGGAUAUGGUGGAUCUGGCUCAGGAAGAUCAGGUGGUGGGUUUGGUUCUAGUUCAAGCCGCCCAAAUAGCUUUGGCAGUUCUGGUUUUGGGCGUUCCAGUGGCUUUGGGGACUUAGGUAUCUCAAACCGUUCAAGUGGUAGUGGAUUUGGUGAUACUCGUGCAAGCCAAACCAGUGGUGGUUUCAGUGGUGCUGGUUCAAGUCGUUUUGGCAAUUACAAAAAUGACAGAUUUAAUAGUGAUUGAAAGGCUUGGACAAAAUAAGUAUGAUUUCAUGUGGAACAAGGAGAAGACUGCUUCAAGAAAAUGAACGCUGCAGUGAUCUGGCAUAUCAGGUUUGCUGAAGGGCUACAUUGUAUACUGGAGAUUUCAAUUUUCUUAGUGCUAAUGUGCUCUAGUUUGGCACUUUGACAUUUUUGCGGGUGGUUAUGAAGUAUUAUAUUUAUGGUUAGAAAAGAUAUGUUAUGUACUUAGAUAUCAAGAAGGGCUCUUAACAUGUAAAUCUAUUUUAGGUAGGUUCUCACCCACUCUUGGUUAUAUCAUGCUUUCGCUGCUGAUCUCAUAUGAAAGGUUCAGAAUGCAAAGAUUUCCUAGUUUGAAUAUGUUUUCAGCAGCAGUGCUUAGCAUGUCAGCGUCAAGUGGUGAUUGGUAUCAUUGGUCAUUCAGUCUUACUGCGUAUAUAAGCAUGCUUUGUAGGAGAGCAGGUAAUUUGCUGGCCUUAUUUGCUUAUCCCAUUAUAAGAAUCUUUAGAUUUACGAGAUGGAUGUACUGAUGGGAUCAUGUUUUAUGAGGGUUCAUAUUACAUGACCUGGUUUUUUUGUUUUGAAAUAAAACAAUAUGCUAUGCUUCAUCU
This is a messenger RNA of Malania oleifera, 2690 nucleotides long. Its product is annotated as DEAD-box ATP-dependent RNA helicase 53, mitochondrial-like. The record is from RefSeq and is a predicted model, not a curated record. The transcript has 8 exons. Bases 158 to 2083 code for a protein of 641 amino acids. Gene Ontology annotation, molecular function: nucleic acid binding; ATP binding; RNA helicase activity. NCBI's taxonomy places the organism in Eukaryota, Viridiplantae, Streptophyta, Magnoliopsida, Santalales, Ximeniaceae.